ACCUGUGACCUCCCACGCCCGCGGCGCGGGGCAGCGCUGUAGCUUUAACGCGGGCGCUGGAAGCGGGAGGGGGACAGCAGUGCCAGCUCCGGCCCCGGAGCCGCCGCAGAUCCCUCACUGCUGCCUGCCAUGGAGAGCCGCAGCCUCCUCGCCGCCCUCCUGGCUGCUGCCCUCACCGCGCUGCUGCCGCGUCCCGUCGCGCCCUCGGCCCACCGCAAGCUCCUGGUGUUCCUACUCGACGGCUUUCGCUUCGACUACAUUGAUGACAGCGAGCUGGAGGGUUUGCCGGGCUUUCGGGACAUUGUGAACAUGGGGGUGAAGGUGGAUUACAUGACCCCAGACUUCCCCAGCCUCUCUUAUCCAAAUUACUACACACUGAUGACGGGUCGCCACUGUGAGGUCCAUCAGAUGACAGGAAACUACAUGUGGGACCAGAAGGCAAAUGUAUCUUUUGAUAUUGGUGUGAAUAAAGAAAGCCUGCUGCCUCUCUGGUGGAAUGGAUCAGAGCCUCUGUGGGUCACAAUGAUGAAAGCUAAAAAGAACGUUUCCAUGUACUACUGGCCAGGUUGUGAGGUUGAAAUCCUUGGAGUCAGACCAAGUUAYUGCCGCGAGUACUUCAGCGUCCCAACAGACAGGAACUUCGCAGAUGCCAUCAUUGAUGCCCUUGAGUCUUUGUGCAAUGGCAGUGCUGAGAUGGCCGCAGUGUACUACGAGCGCAUUGAUGUGGAAGGCCACCAUUACGGCCCUCGGUCCCAGCAGCGGAAGAACGCUUUGAAGGAAGUGGACAAAGCCUUGAGCCACAUGAUCUCACUCAUCAAGAGCAAAGGCCUUCAGAACCAUAUCAAUGUCCUCCUCUUCUCUGAUCAUGGUAUGACAGAUAUCUCUUGGGCAGAUAAAGUGAUUGAGCUGAAAAACUAUAUCAAUAUGAGUCAUACCAUACAAAUGAAAGACCGAGGUCCUGUUGUGAGUCUCUGGCCAGCUCCAGAGAAGCAUGCAGAGAUAUAUCAAAAAUUGAAAGCUGUGGAACACAUGGAUGUUUAUAACAAAGAGGAUAUUCCAAACAGGUUUUUCUACAAAAAAGGAAAAUUUGUAUCUCCACUAACUCUUGUGGCUGAAGAAGGAUGGUUCAUAGUAGAGAGCAGGGACAAGCUGCCCUACUGGGAGAAUGGGACAGGGAGGAAGGAGGCCUGGCAGAAUGGCUGGCAUGGCUACGACAAUGAGCUCAUGGACAUGAGAGGCUUCUUCCUCGCAUAUGGACCAGAUUUCCGAUCCAACUACCGAGCGCCUCCCAUCAGAUCCGUGGAUGUUUACAAUAUCAUGUGCAGCCUGGCAGGAAUACAGCCAUUGCCCAACAAUGGCUCCUGGUCCAGGGUGGAGUGCAUGCUCCGAAACACAGCCCCCUUGGCACCACUCCCCCCAUGCAGCAGCUGUGUCCUGGCACUAGCUCUGCUCUCCCUGUUCACCAGGCAGAUCUCCUUAUUGUGAUCCCUGAACAAUGUCAGUCAGUGUCACCAGCAACUCCAUCCUUCUCUGUUUGUUUUUUCAAAGUUCUUCAUUUGAAUAAUGGCUUCAUUAAUAGAGUGCUGUCCCCCACUCCUCCAUUGUGCUCCACCAGGCGUGAAUUUGACCCAUCCUCCAUUUACCAUAGUUUUAACAUGAAGCCAGGUUUUGUGCUGCUCCAAACAGAGCCAGGGACAAUGGUGUUUCUCACCUUGACUUACAGCACUGGCGAUGAGAGCAGAAUCCUGGCAGGCUAUCCAAAAAGUUUUCUGGUGGGUGCACAUGGGAUCUCUGAAUAUCAAACACAUGUCACCCCAGCAUCUUUCAUUGGGGAGCUCACCCUGGCUCCCCAUACUGAGAAGCUCAGGAGUGGAGACUGACCUCUUUGCAUUUAUCUGGGUUCAUCYUGAUUCAUUCCUUCCAGCUCUGUCAGCAGCAGAGCCCCAUCUUCUUACAGCACCAGCCAAACCCUGUCUGAACUGACCUGUCCUUCAAUGAGCCAAGAGCUUUUCUGAGURUCUAUAAUGCUGAGAGGGGUGGGUCAGCAGGAGAGCAGUGAGAGCAUCCUGCUUCUCUCAGUAUUUCCUUCUUCAUUUUUGCCAGUGCAAUUACUGGCUCUGCCCACUUCCAGGGCCAGGAUUUCCUCGUGGACCACAGUGGUGGGGAGGCCUGGGAAAGGGCAGAGUGACAGAAAUCCUCCACUUCAAAGCCAGUGGGAAAGUGCAAAGACAUCUGGGCRUACAAGGGUCAGGAGAAAACAGAAUGAGGAAGCCUGGCAUUUAACAGCCUCUCUGUUUUUCUUGGUGAAGAUAAUAUCAUUUGCUCACAUUUUGAUAUUUUAUAUCAAAUUGCAUUUUGAAGGUUUCUCAACACUUACUGCUCUUCUACCAGCUCUUGCUCUCUAUACCACUGCCUGAUGACCAGCACAUUUCCCUCUGUUCUGCAGCAGGGAGAGAGGUCUGCACUGAUAGAUCUCCCACCCUCCCAGCUAAUCCUAGUGAUUAUUUCCACCAUGGGCUCUCAAGUACAAAGUUGUAACAGCAAAGUUAAAUUAAAUAGCAGGAGAAGAUAGAGCUGUUGCCGGCAGUGCCUUUGGGAGCGUACAGCGUUUUAUCUGAUAUACCUCUGAACCAGGAGCUUUCAGCGACAAACUGCCUUUGGAAGGACUGAGGUAAAACAAACCUCUAGGACUUUCAACUCUUAUGGAUCCAGAGUCAAGCACGAUCUAGGUAUAUGUGGUACAGAGCAUUUAAGGGUGAAUGAUUACACUGUGGAGAAAAAAAAAACAAACACCAAAUUAAACUUGACAAAAGACUUCUGUAAUAGUUGUAAAGAUUUAUGUAAUGUGUUUUUAAAGCUCAAGUGAACCAUCAAAUCAAUUGGGAAAAAAAUGGAAAAGAUCAGUCUUUGUUAUUAGACUGUUGAGUAUAAAAGGCAAUUUAGUGCUUUCGAAGCAUUUGCAGUAGCUGUAAAACAAGCACCUAUUGUUCAGAGUUCCCUGUUGCUCUUUAAUGGACCAGGCUCAAUUAAAUCAUUGGAGCACACUUUUAAAGAAAAAAGCUCAGCAUAGAUAACUAAAGAUAAGGUAGCUAAAUUACCAAGUUUUCUCUGAAAAUCAACAGCAUAGAUGCCAUCAAUGCCUGCUAAACCUUCCACAACCUGCCAUUUUAAGUCUUCCCAGCAAACAGAAACCAAGGUCUUCUUACAGAACAAAUGUUUCUAAAGGUAAAAGGGUAUAUUCAGCUCCUCAGUUAUACAAACAGAAACUGAAAAGARCAAAUUGUGUCCAUUGAGUUGUUCCACAGAUACGCCAUGACACAGGAAACCAACAUUGAUCCUUGUGAGUACUUUAGGUAACUAUUUUUUGUUAGCAUCCACAUGCAAAUACUGAAUGGUAAAUCCAAUUGAAAUAUGAUUUGUUUGACCUUAAUGCAAGCAUUGUGUGCAUGGUGGAAGAUACUUGGUCUGUAAAAGGGAAUUUUGAUGRCAGACCUUCAAGAAGCUUACUUGCUUCAGGAGAACUACAGCUCAUUAUUUUCUGAAGAGUGCAUCUUCCUCAGAAAUAUUGUACCUCUGAAUCAGUUCACGUUCUCAUUCAAAAAUCAAGUGUCUUAACUCUUGCCUGUUUUUCUUUAUGCUAUGCAAUGGAGGUGGGUGUAUUUUAAAACCUAUUUCUGAAUGAUGUUUUUAUACAAUGACUGAUUGUGAAUGAGUGAAUAAUUCUAAAAAUGGUGUUAGAAAAAACACAUUUUUGUAAAUACUGUAAGACUUUUGAAGAAAAAAAACAACCCCAAACCUUCCCUUCAACACUUUGCCUUUCUUGUCUAAUUGCUGCAUCUAAGUGUGAUAAACAGUGUUUGAAGCUUGAGCUGAUUAAUUAUCAGAAAGACAAAAUGAUAACAUUGUUUAGAAAUGGCAAAGUGGUCAGCAUGUAAAUUAAGGACAUUAAAUGCAUCACAGGAGAUAAUGUAUCUUGUAUAUGCAGUCAUUUUUUCCAGAUGCAUCUCAAUGUUUAACCUUUUCAACAUCUAUCCAGGGAUAUGUAAUUCCCACUAGCCAAUGGACGUGACAAAACAUUUUGCACUUCUAGAGAAGAGAGGCAAGCCCUGGAUGCUGUCUCCAGACCCACUUCUCUAAGUCUACUGUGUUACCAUCACAUCAGCUGCUUGCACAAAUGAAGAGCAUCGUCACUGGUAUGAGGGGGCAGUAGGUUCCGGAUUUCCAGAGCCCCCCUUUCCCAGCAGAUGGUGCAAAUGUCAACAAGACCCAAAAACCAACACUGUGGGCCUCAAGGACAAGGGGGUGCCUAGUCCACUUUAGGCUCCACAAACCAACAAUGUCCAUGGAAGACACUAAUUGAAAAGAAAGUCUCCAAGCCUACUCUGUAGAGUUUAUCUUCUUUUCCUUUUAUAUUAACAGACCACAGAGCAGGGAGUGGAUGGAGGACCAGUGCAGGUAUGCAAAUGAGUCCUUUAAUUCACAGCAGGACUCCCUUUGAACCAGCAGUACUGUCAAGGUCUGCUGGAGAUGCUCCCCUCAUGUCCCAUGAACAUGGAUCCUCAGAAAAAGAGGGUGCUGAGGGACUGCCUUCAUUGGAACAAGUCUCAGUCAGCUCCCCAUAACAGAGCCAAAAAUGGCAAUUUCACAGCAAAGUAAACUGAGCCUUUUUUAUCAAUGAGCAUGGUGGCCAUGCAAAUGGAACAGCUGGCCAAGGCUCAGUGGAUGAGUCCUCCAAUAUCCCUCAGGAUGGAGUCUGCAUUGCCUGCACAGUCUGCAGCCUUCUGGAGACACCUUCCCAUUGGCCAGGACACUGGCCUGCACUCUGCACAAGUACAGGGACUUCACUAAUAAGGGGUGAAGGAGAAAAUUUUUUGGUGCUGGUCAUCUUUCUUGUCUCCUAACUAACACAUUACAAUAUAUCACAGAAUCACAGAGUAUUCUGAGUUGGAAGGCACCCACAGGGAUCAACAGGUCCAACUCCUGGCCCUUUACAGGACCAUCCCCAAGAGUCACACCACAUGCUUGAGACUAUUGACCAAAUGMUUCUUGAAYUCUGUCAGGCUUGGUGCUGUCAGAUGGCAUCUGUCAGAUGUAAAACUGUACACCUCAAGGGCAGGCACAGACCAAUUGAGCUCUGGGCACUGGGAAGUGAAAGGCAUUGGAAAAGCUUCACGUAACAUUUCCUCACCUUCUUUUCCUUGUAGGGCUGUGGCAGAGAGGGCAGGUGGCAGCAAAUCCAACAGGAAUUUUUAAAGAAAACAUGGCCUAAUGAAAGAGAAGGUUUGAAACCCUUUAUUUUAGCCUAAGAAGACUUUAACAGCUGUUUUAAAAUACAACUUUCACCUACACAGAAAAACUUUUUUUUGUAUAAGUAUUGAAACACAUCUAAGUUAAGGGAAUGUCCAAAAAUAAGAACAUUUCAGAAUUACAGUUGACUGGACACUGAUUCUUAAGCUCCAUAGAGAUGGAUUGUAUGGAUUAUAGGGACCAACUGUAUGGAUUAUUCUGAUAUUUCAAACACAUGUAAAUUGCUAUGGACUUAUAAACCAGUAUGGGGUUAUCCCAAAUCUGUAUCACUUACACCAGUUCCACUCUGUCAGUCCAAUUUCAUCAGGAAAACAUUAUGAGCUGCCAGCCAGCCUGCCCUGGUCUCUCCUUACCCCAGUCAGGUGUCUGUCCGAGAUGUGGGGAAUACCUUGCUGCAGCCACACAUGAAGGCUGCUGCCCUGGCUGACCAGGAUCUACCAUUCACAGGGCCUGCAGAUAACUUCAGGGUCRAAGACACCCACCAGCAGCAGCCCUGAAACAGUGGGAUGUGCUCCAUCGGCUCAGGAGGCUGGGGCAGGCUGGGAACAGGCAGUGGCAGAGCAGAGGAAAGGCCAAACGGGCCUGGAAGUGGAGAUCACAGAAGCACAGAAUGGGUCAGGUCGGAAGCGACCAUAGUGGGUCAUGUGUUCCAAGCUCCCUGCUCAAGCAGGGUCGUCCCAGGGACACAGGAUGGUGUCCAUUUGGUUCUUGAAUCUCCCCAGUGAGACUCCACAGCCUCUCUGGACAAUCUGUUCCAGUACACAGUCAAGCACAAAGAAGUUCUUUCUCACAUUCAGGUGGAACUUCCUCUGUAUCAGGUUCUGCCCGGCUGCCUCUUGUGCUAUUGCUCGGCACCAUGAAGAAGAGCCUGGCUCCAUCCUCUUGACACCCUUCCUACUCAUGAGGUCGCUCAGUCAUCUCUCUUCAAGGCUGAACAGCUCUGCUCCCUCCGCGUUUCACCAUGAGAUGUUCCAAUCCCUUGAUCUUGUCUUUGCCCUCCGCCGGACCCGCUCCAGGAGCCUCGUGUGUCUCUCGUACUGAGGAGCCCAGAAGGGGGCACAGAUUUGCCCACACGCCACCUCCACGGCCCCGCUGGCCCAUUUUCCGAGCGGACCGGCCGCAGGGCGGAGCGGCGCGGGCGCGGCUCCUCAGGGCCUCAGGGAGCAGCUCCGGGAGCCCGGCCCGGCCGCGCCCCCUGCCGGCCUGCCCGCAAACAGCGCCUUCGGGAUAAAGGUAAUCCUUGCUCUCAGUAAGGACASUAACGAUUGAGACGUUUUCGUCAUGCUGUGUCUCUCAUCGCAGCUUUUUCUCUCUCUCCCCCUUAACGCUCCCUGAUAGUCUUUGCGCUAUGGCCGAGUCCUCCUCAGCAGUAACCCAAACCCGCUGCUUCCAUGCAGCAUUCCGAGCGAGCCUCCCACCUGCUCCUGCUCCUGCUCCUGCUCCUGUUUCACGGGAGGAUGAGUGGGCGCAGCAAGAACUACGUGUGUAGGUGGCCAUGAAUGAUCCAAGACAGGAACCAGUUGGGUGUUCCCCACUCCCCACUCUCAGGACUUAGGCUGCAUCUCAAGCUGCCUUUGUUGUCAUUAAAGCCUGACCCCACUGGUGGGAAACAAGAUAGAUAAAAGCAGGAAAGGGAGGGAAGCAGGGGAGUGAUGCAGCUUUUGCUCUGCUACUUGCGUCCACUUGCAGUUUGGCUUGAUGUUGAAUGCAAAAUCUUCGGGUCAGAUGUCCCAGGAGUGCCAUACUGGGAACUCUGAGCUUUUGUGAGCACAGGCGAACUCUGUCACAGGUACCAAAGGAAUGAUGAGGAGGGAUAGGGAGAGUGGGUUGAGGUGGGGGAAAUUCAGUGCCCACCUUCCCCACCAGCACGGAUCAGGGCUUAGCUGAGCUCCAGGGAGCUUGUUUUGAUCUUCUCUCGGUCGCAGCAAACGAGGCAUUUUAAUAUCAGGGUUGUAUCAGUCUUCAGGAGCAAGGGGCACCRGUGCAUGCACAGGAGAUGUUCCUCUGUCCCUCACCAAGGGGUUGCAAGUGGCCAGCCCCGAAAUGUCUGCAUUCUCUGCUGGGACCAUGUGGGUAUCUCCCACAUGACCAAAUUUCUGUGGCUGCCAGAGUAGACACUGACAGCUCUUGAGCAGCCUUCUGUUUUUCUCAAGAAAUUAAUAAUACACUAAAACAUUACUCGUCACUUAGAUAUAUUGUUCAGUGAAUAGCAAUUAAACCUCAAAAUUGGCUAGAGACACUGUCAUUGCUUUCUUGCCAGAGAGAAAAAGGGAGGCUGAGCUGGCAUCGGCUGUUGCAAACACUUUGGAAUGCAGGUCAGGCUUGCAGGGGAUCAUCCACAAUCCCUGCUGAACACCCUGCCAGCCUGCUGCUCUCACUGGGCUGCCUCCAUGCAAAGGCUUCUGGUCACAUAAAUGUAUGUGACUGGACCAUGUGUCCAUUAGAGACAGUUCUAACCUUUCUGCAGUGGUCCCAUGUGCUGCUCAUCCUGUAUCACAUAAACAACCAGUGCAUUCGCAUUCACUGUGUGCCCUGUUGAGGUUAAUUUUACCACUGCAGGACAUGGCCAUACCAAGUGACGCAGCAGGAUCCUGCUUCUGAGUUCUGACAGGUGCCUCCCACCCUCUACAUGGUCCCUGGGCAGAAUGAGGCCCUGACACAUUCAAAAUCAAUUUUUUGGAAGUGCUUAUUUGCCUCCCAAUGUAUCCAUCCAUCCAUCCAUCCAUCCAUCCAUCCAUCCAUCCAUCCAUCCAUCCAUCCAUCCAUCCAUCCAUCCAUCCAUCCAUCCAUCCA
Messenger RNA from Malurus melanocephalus (red-backed fairy wren), 8100 nucleotides. RefSeq names its product ectonucleotide pyrophosphatase/phosphodiesterase 6 (gene ENPP6). The record is from RefSeq and is a predicted model, not a curated record. Lineage: Eukaryota; Metazoa; Chordata; Aves; Passeriformes; Maluridae. The transcript has 8 exons. Bases 130 to 1485 code for a protein of 451 amino acids.